This is a messenger RNA of Batrachochytrium dendrobatidis JAM81, 1181 nucleotides long. RefSeq lists its product as uncharacterized. Gene Ontology annotation, biological process: replication fork arrest; DNA damage response; replication fork processing. The transcript has 4 exons. Gene Ontology annotation, cellular component: replication fork protection complex; nucleus. The record is from RefSeq and is a predicted model, not a curated record. NCBI's taxonomy places the organism in Eukaryota, Fungi, Chytridiomycota, Chytridiomycetes, Rhizophydiales. Gene Ontology annotation, molecular function: DNA binding. Bases 18 to 1142 code for a protein of 374 amino acids.
GGGCAGCACACUUGGCCAUGAUGUUUGAUGACUUGGACAAUAUUCCACAGCUUCCAGAAGAUAUAUCGAUGAAUCAGUUUAUCCAGCAAGCCAAAGUAGAAAUGCAAGCAGCCCGACAAUCACCAGUCUUGCCAUUUCAUUCAAAGGGAUCAACUACUCGCACCAAUAUUGAAACACCGCCUACCGUUCCACUACUGCCGACUCCACAACAAAAAACAAAUGGAGGAACUAGUAGCAAUGUGUCUGCUACAAACGACUCAUCUCUCAUGACAAACCCUCUUCGUGUCCGUGCCAAACUCGACGAAGAGAGAUUACUGAGUCCGACUGGACUUCCAUUACUGCUCAAGUGUGCCAAGAAAAUGAGAUUUGGUGGCAAAGGAUCCGAGUUGAAGAAUCUGGAACGACUACUCAAAAUGUAUCAGAUCUGGGGACUAGAAGUCUACCCAAAACUCAAGUUUGGAGCAUUUAUUGAGCGUACCGAGAAUGUUUGCAAAAAGAGGCGAAUGAAGCUGUUUAUGAUGCAGUUGAUGAAGAAUCAGGAACGCAAAGAGCUGGGUAUUCAUGGCAUUGAAGCAGAUUAUGACAGUCAAGCAGAGCAGACUUCUGAUGACGAUUGUGAGGAUCAUAUUCGUGUCGACCCAAAUGCUGAUAUCUAUGAAGAGUUGGAGUUACAGAGAGCAGCUGAAUCCGAAGCUUUUGCCAACACAAUUGCUCAAGAUCCAUCUCUUGAUUUGACAGAAGAUCUUGAUGAUCAAAUACCAGUCUCUCAAAGCUUGCUUCUCAAGCGCCGCAAAAAUGCUAUUGUUGAUUCCGAUGAAGAUACAGAAAAUACGGCUCCAAGUAGAAACCCAACCAAAUCAUUAAUAUCCGAUCAACCUAGAUAUAAGCGAUCUACAUUGAAUCUGCCAGAAUCAGGAUCUACUCCAACAACCUCUAAUCUCACUUCCAACUCUGCAUCAGAUGCAGAGUUGGCUCUAAAACAAAAGGAAAUCAUCGAUUCCAACCGACAGCGUGCCAUGCUCAAGUUGGCCGAGAAACAGGCCGAGCGCGAACGUGCACUCAAGAAUACUCGUCGAGUCGAGGAAGAAGCUCGUGUAGCAGCAAUGCUUGCAGAAGCCAGUCCUUUCUUCACAGACAACUGACUGCUCGACGAAUGGCUAAUAAAUAUCGAGUUAGAUUUG